AUGGGAGGAAUAUUUAGUUGUAUUGACUCGAAGCCCGAUGUUGUACCAGGUGACCCUGAUGGAGCGUCUAGCGGCAAUCCUGUUCCGGAGGAGCCUGUAGUGAAGCCAGAAUCACCAGUGGAGGAAGAGAAGACCGCAGAGAGCACCACCGAGAAUAUAUUCAGUACCGACUCGAGUAGUGAAGAUGACGUGUUGCGAGGUGUGUCAAAUGUUGUCUACCGAAAGGACUUCGUUCAGAACGUGUAUACUUUUACCUCCGAGCAGCUCGGCGUUGGCGCGACUGGCCCUAUCCGAGUCGUGAUCAACAGAAAUACCGGAGGCCGUUUUGCUAUGAAAACUAUAAACUUGAUGGGUUACAACGCAAUUCAGAGGGAGCAACUUCUUCAGGAAGUCCUCAUUUUGGGAAGACUGCACCAUCCCAAUAUUGUGAAACUCUACGAGGUGUUCCAGACGUCAAACGCCAUGUAUUUGAUCCAGGAGCUGCUCAGCGGCGGAGAGCUGUACACCCGCCUCAUUCACAGUCCUCUUGGAAAGUUUUCAGAGGAGUACUCGAAGAAAAUCGUGCGAGAUAUCCUCAACGCGAUCUACUACCUGCAUGAGACGAAGAACAUUGCUCAUCGCGACCUGAAGCUGGCCAAUAUCAUGUUCACGGACACCUCUCCGGACGCCGAGAUCAAGCUGAUCGAUUUCGGCCUGAGCAAAUUCGUGAGCGGGUCGGAGUACAUGCACAGCCUCGUGGGCACGCGCUACUACAUCGCUCCGGAAGUGUUCAUGCAGGACUAUCAAGGCAUGGGCUACAACAAGAGCUGCGAUAUGUGGUCGAUCGGAAUCAUCACGUACUUCAUGCUCACCGGACACAACCCGCUGCCCGCGACGAUGGCGAGUCUCCCGUUCGACCAGCUGCACAUCGACGAGAUCCCGUUCCCCGACAAUUUCUGGAGGAACAUCAGUCCGGAGGCCAUCAGUUUUGUGAAGGGACUGCUCACCAUCGACCCUGUGAAGCGAAUGACGGUGGUGGACGCGCAGAACCAUCCCUGGAUGAAGGUGACCACGCCGGUGGCGCCGAUCAACCUGCCCUCCAGCAUUAUUUCGUCGAUGCAGGAGUUCCAGAACUACAACCAUCUCAAGAAGGCCGCGCUCACCGCCGUGGCGUAUCAUCUGAACAACAACGAUCUGAUGCGUCUGAGCGAUUUCUUCGAGUAUUUCGACAAGCAGGACGAUGGCUGGAUCUCCUUCGAAGAGGUUCGUGGAGCGAGGGGCGGAAUCAUCGGGUAUGUAAUUGCUUCUUGUGCGAAUGACUCAUGUCUAGUCGAUCUUCUCCAUAUUUGCGAGCCUCUUUGUACAUUCCUUCCUGAGGUGAAAACUCCUGAGAAGAAGGUUCCCUUCCGUGAGCGCUGUCUGUGGACUGUGGUUGCUUUGUUCGUUUACCUUGUGUGCUGCCAGAUUCCUCUGUAUGGUAUUGCCAACGCUGCCUCCUCGGACCCCCUGUACUGGCUGCGUGCGAUCUCUGCCUCGAACCGCGGCACUCUGAUGGAGCUGGGAAUCACUCCCAUCGUGACGUCCAGCAUGAUCAUGCAGCUUUUGACGGGUCUGAAGUUGGUGGUGUACGAUCAGAGCGUGAAGGAGGAGCGCGACCUCUUCGAGAGCGUGCAGAAGCUUUUUGGCCUGCUGCUGACCUUCAUCACCUCGUUCGUGUACGUGGUGUCUGGCAUGUACGGUCCCACGAGCGAGCUGGGCUGGAUGACGUGCGGUCUUCUGAUCUUCCAGCUGUCGCUCUCGGGCGUGAUCGUUCUUCUGCUGGACGAGAUGCUGCAGAAGGGAUACGGUCUCGGUUCUGGCAUCUCUCUGUUCAUCGCGACGAACAUCUGCGAGUCUGUGAUGUGGCGCGCGUUCUCUCCGAUGACGAUGGACACGGGCCGCGGCAAGGAGUUCGAGGGCGCGGUGAUCUCGCUGUUCCACCUGCUGAUCACGCGGAAGGACAAGAUCCGCGCGCUGCGGUACGCGUUCUACCGCUCGGCGCUGCCGAACCUGUUCAACCUGCUGGCGACGGUGGUGGUGUUCCUGGUGGUGGUGUACUUCCAGGGCUUCCGCGUGGAGCUGGCGGUGAAGAACCCGAAGUACCGCGGCCAGCAGGGCGUGUACCCGAUCCGUCUGUUCUACACGAGCAACACGCCGAUCAUCAUCAUCUCCUCGCUCACCUCCAACCUGCUCAUCCUCUCCCAGAUGCUCUCGCGCCGCUGGGAGGGCAGCUUCCUGGUCUCGCUGCUGGGCCGCUGGUCGCACGACGAGCAGCAGAGCCGCCCCAUCGGCGGACUCAUCUACUAUCUGAUGGCGCCCGCCUCGCUCUCCGCCGCCCUCGCCGACCCCAUCCAGCUCCUCGUCUACCUCGUGUUCAUGCUGGGCGGAUGCGCGGCGGUCUCCAGACUCUGGAUCGAGUUCUCCGGAACCUCCUCGCGCGACGUGGCGCGCCAGCUCCGCGAUGAGGGCAUGACCAUGAAGGGCUACCGAGACAGCGCCCUCAUCGACGUCCUCGACCGCUACAUCCCCACGGCGGCCCUGCUGGGAGGACUGUGCAUCGGAGCGCUGACCGUGUUCGCGGACUUCAUCGGGGCCAUCGGCUCGGGAACGGGAAUCCUGCUGGCGGUGACGACGAUCUUCCAGUACUUUGAGAUUUUCAAGAGAGAGAGAGAGGAGCUCGGAUUCCUGGGAUUCUAA
Messenger RNA from Blastocystis hominis, 2715 nucleotides. RefSeq lists its product as hypothetical. Gene Ontology annotation, cellular component: membrane; Sec61 translocon complex. Lineage: Eukaryota; Bigyra; Opalinata; Blastocystidae. Gene Ontology annotation, molecular function: calcium ion binding; ATP binding; ribosome binding. Bases 1 to 2715 code for a protein of 904 amino acids. The transcript has 10 exons. Gene Ontology annotation, biological process: post-translational protein targeting to membrane, translocation; protein phosphorylation; SRP-dependent cotranslational protein targeting to membrane, translocation. The record is from RefSeq and is a predicted model, not a curated record.